This is a messenger RNA of Oryza brachyantha (malo sina), 2204 nucleotides long. RefSeq names its product probable serine/threonine-protein kinase PBL17. The transcript has 6 exons. Bases 373 to 1788 code for a protein of 471 amino acids. Gene Ontology annotation, biological process: protein phosphorylation. NCBI's taxonomy places the organism in Eukaryota, Viridiplantae, Streptophyta, Magnoliopsida, Poales, Poaceae. Gene Ontology annotation, molecular function: protein kinase activity; ATP binding. The record is from RefSeq and is a predicted model, not a curated record.
CACUCUCGCUUCCCUGGCCUCUGUCCACAGCUAAUCCAAAGGUGCCUCCUUUUUUUUUUCCUUCUUCCUCCAACGCCCCCAGCGACAGUGGGCGCAUCCAAGAACGCACCAGAAAUUUCGGCGGCGGUUGCGCGCCGAAUCCAUCCAUCCAUCCCGUCCGCCCAUCCGGCGGUCGGCGGCGGAGCAAUUCCGCCCCCUCCCGAGCGGCAGCUCGGCGCGGGCGAAAUUUCCGGGUUGGUGCGGAGGCUGGGCUGGGUUGGUGCUGGUGGUCGUCUUGUUCUUGGAGGAGGGCGUGGAUCUGGCCGGAGGGUGGCGAUGGGGAGGCGGGAGUAGGCACGGGUUGGAGGGGAAGGCGCGAUAUUGGGGGCUCCCAUGGGCGGAUGCUUCUCGCUGGAGGAGCACCGGCUCCAGAGCAAGACAGAAACUGGCGGGCCAGAUGGGUUAAGGAAAUGCAAAUCUGAUUCUAAAGCUACAGCAAGUGUUCUCGCCCCUCCAAAAGAUGUGGAGGACCUGCAAACAGAAGGAUAUGGAAAUGUUAAUAUUUUCACAUAUAAUGAACUGAGAGCAGCCACAAAAAACUUCAGACCUGACCAAAUUCUUGGAGAGGGUGGGUUUGGUGUUGUUUACAAAGGUGUAAUUGAUGAAAAUGUUAGAGUGGGCUUUCCAUCCACACAAGUUGCCGUGAAAGAAUUAAACCCAGAGGGCUUCCAGGGUGACAAGGAAUGGUUGGCAGAAGUCAACUACCUUGGGCAACUUAGCCAUCCAAAUCUAGUCGAACUGAUUGGGUAUUGCUGUGAGGGGUCUCAUAGACUGCUUGUUUAUGAGUAUAUGGCUUGUGGAAGCCUUGAAAAGCAUCUUUUUCGCCGGGUUUGCCUUAAUAUGCCAUGGUCAACUCGCAUGAAGAUUGCUCUGGGUGCUGCAAGGGGGCUAGAGUAUCUUCACGGAGCUGAGAGAUCAAUUAUUUAUAGAGAUUUCAAAACGUCAAACAUCUUGUUAGAUGCGGAUUAUAAUGCCAAACUGUCAGACUUUGGCCUAGCACGAACUGGACCAAGUGGAGACCAAACCCAUGUAUCAACUCGGGUCAUGGGAACAUAUGGCUAUGCAGCUCCCGAAUAUGUCAUGACUGGCCAUCUGACAGCACGGAGUGAUGUUUAUGGCUUUGGUGUCGUCCUCCUUGAGAUGAUUAUUGGCAGGAGGGCUGUGGACAAGAGCCGGCCCAGCCGUGAGCAUAACCUAGUGGAGUGGGCACGUCCCCUCCUCGUGCACAAUCGGAAACUGUUCAGGAUUAUCGAUCCAAGAAUGGAAGGGCAGUACUCCACCAAGGCUGCCAUUGAGGUGGCUGGCCUUGCGUACCGAUGCUUGAGCCAGAAUCCUAAAGGACGGCCCACCAUGAAUCAGGUUGUUGAGACCUUUGAGGCUGUGCAAAACAUGCCAGAGUGCCAAGACAUACUCUUGCAGAACUGCAUGACGGGUGCAGUGACACUCUACGAGGUCGCAAAGGAUCCCACGGAGAGUGGCGAGCCGGAGAAAACAAAACAAGAACAAGCAGCAGCAGCACCAAAAACUGUCACCGUGGUACCAGCACCAGUUAACGGAAAACCAGUGCCUCAGAGCAGGAGAACGCGGCCAGGGAAUGGCCGGAGCAAGAGCGAGCCGUCUUUGGAAUGCAAGCUGUACAUCCCAUCUCCUGACUCUGAUGGCCAGCAGCCAGGCCUGGAGGCACUGUCAUCCCCUUCUGGAGAUGGAAGCAUGAAGGAUCCACCGGAUGAGGAUUUGUACAAGAUAUAGAGCCCACUCACACAGCAGUUUUUUGAUGAAGAUUCAAGUUUUCGCUACCGGCGAUUUCGCCAUUGCCAUCCAUCUUGUUGUCAAGAUCGAUCAGAGUCCCAAGUUGGUGUUGAAAAGAUUUUUCUGAUGGCGGUUCGAGCUUACCUCAAUUAGGUUUCUUGUUGUGCCGACUAGCAAUUGUAUGUAGAGGAGCGUUGUGGAAAGCAUGUAACUUGAGAUGCCUGCCGCGACGACGAAGUUCGUGUUGUAAACUUGAAACCGUUCUCUGGGAAGAAGAAGAUCCGCAUCAGAAUCGAUGUGUCGUGUCGUUGCCCGAUUGUUUUGACUUAACCUGUAUAGAUCAUGAUCAUCCUGCUUGUUCUUGCAAACAUGGUAUAGUUCUACAGGAAAUCAACGAGAAGAUGGAUACUGUAAGA